Ostrea edulis (European flat oyster) is the source of this 3249-nucleotide messenger RNA. RefSeq lists its product as uncharacterized. The transcript has a single exon. Lineage: Eukaryota; Metazoa; Mollusca; Bivalvia; Ostreida; Ostreidae. The coding region runs from base 4 to 978 and encodes 324 amino acids. The record is from RefSeq and is a predicted model, not a curated record.
AACAUGCGGUAUCUGUGGAAUACUAUACUGGUAGUUCUCCAAGCUUAUCACUGCAGUUCAUGUCCUAAUGACACUGGGUGGAUUGGAAAUCCAGACUGGACCUUCUGCUACAAGGACAUGAAUGACGUUGAGGACUUUGUAACUUCUGCCAAUGUGUGCUCUGCUAUCAAUACCACAAUGGCUAUGCCUAAGAAUGACACAGAAGUUCAGCAACUCAUUACUUUCAUGACUAUGAUUGGUAAAAAGAGUGCCUGGAUCUACUUGGCUAAAUCUGGAUUUGUGUUUCAGUGGAUGGAUGGGAUGGCUCUGACCGAGGAGUCCUGGGCGGAUCCGGAGCCGAGCGGAGAUGGGAACUGUGUGGAAGUGAGCACAGCUUUAUUGGGAUGGAAUGAUUUGUCAUGUACCCAAGAUAAAAGGAACACGAUUUGUCAAGCACUGAAUGAAAUAACUCCAAUAACUGAAUUAGUGAAAAUUACAACACCCACAGAGGAAAUGACGACAACUGAUCUCCCCAUCAACAACACAACCACCUCCACACUGUCAACCUCAACAACAACCACCUCAGCAGUGUCAACUUCAACAACCACCUCAGCACUGUUCAACUCGACAACAACCACCUCAGCACUGUUCAACUCGACAAUCUACAACACAACAGAGGUAAAUCUCACCUGUUACACCUACACAGUAUGUGGAGCCAACAGAACGCUUUCUGUGUGGGAGUUAGCUACAUUAAUAGCUAAGCGCCAGGCAGACCUUACUGUGGAGAAGAGCCGCUUAUCAUCCACCAUCAGACGGAAGUCCAGUGCUGGAGAUACACGUCCAAGCUCCGUGUCUAUUGGGGUGCUAGGCGGAAUCGUCAUAGUGAUAAUUUAUAUGUUCAUCUCAUUCCUGGACUUGGUACCAGUAAAAGCAAAACCGAAAACAAGCACAAAACCAAAGAAUCGUUCCAAGAGUGCUCAUCACAGGCUUGAACUGUAAGAAUGGUUACCAGCUGUGUGAUAAUUCAUCUCUUUUAUUGAACUGUAAAAACAGUUAACUUUUGUAUGAUAAUUCAUCUCUUUUAUUGAACUGCAGAAAAUGGUUAACUUUUCAAUUGUAUGAUAUAAUUCAUCUCUUCUAUUGAACUGUAAAAACAGUUAACUUUUGUAUGAUAAUUCAUCUCUUUUAUUGAACUAUAAGAACAGCUGACCGAGUCAUACUAACUACAGCUGACCGAGUCAUACUAACUACAGCUGACCGAGUCACUAACUACAGCUGACCGAGUCACUAACUACAGCUGACCGAGUCAUACUAACUACAGCUGACCGAGUCAUACUAACUACAGCUGACCGAGUCACUAACUACAGCUGACCAGUCAUACUCACUACAGCUGACCGAGUCAUACUAACUACAGCUGACCGAGUCACUAACUACAUCUGACCAGUCAUACUCACUACAGCUGACUGAGUCACUCACUACAGCUGACCGAGUCAUACUCACUACAGCUGACCAGUCAUACUCAACAGGUCAGAUCUAACAUCAGCGUUAAAGUGGUGUGCCUUGACGUAUUUGUGCCAAUGAGAAGUCAUCAUCUAAUGACUCUUUUACAGACAAAUAAACUGUCACUGCAUCAUUUUAGAAUAGCUUGCAAUCAUUAUCAUUGUACUAUGUUAAUUUCUUAUAGAUUACUGCUAAUCAUGGUGUGCUAGUAUAUAAAUAUUGCAUGUAAUUGAGGGUAACAUUGAAAAUUUUCACUCCGAGAAAACCAUUGUCAACUGAGGCGUAGCCGAGGUUGACAAUGGUUUCUUGAGGGGUGAAAAUUACCCUUAACUACAAGCAACAUUUGUUUUAUUCUACUGAAUGUUAGAUGAACAACAAAGGAGAAAGACUUACGUCUGUUGACAUUUGAUCAAUCAUUGUCAUGCGAUUUUUCGUAUAUCUAUGCAGGUAUUCGUGUUUAUUACAAACGUUCAAACGACGUCGUCUAACAAUCUACGGCGAACCGUACGUGCAUAAAUUUGACGUAUGUGAUAAUUUUUUAUAAUAUCACCCGUUGUCAAGUACUGUUACCCGUUGCUAGAUACUAUCACCCUGGAGUGCGUGCUUUCUGUUCUCAGAGGGUAACAAUAUAUUUUUUCAAAUGCUUCUCAACCAAUCAUAUUAAAGUAUUUUACAUGAAAGUAUAAUAAUAUCAUAUAGCAUGCAGUUAAUCACUGUGUGUUAAUUAUGCAUACUAUGGUAUGUUAAUCAUUGUAUGUUAAUUUUGUAUAGAUUACUGCUAAUCACUGUGCAUUAAUUUUGUAUAACAGCAUGAUUAACACAAUAUGUUGAACACUGCGUUUUAACACUGUGUGUUAAUUUUCUAUAGCACAAUGUGUUAAUCUUUUAUAGCACAAUGUGUUAAUCACUUAUAACACAAUUGUUAAUCACUGUGUGUUAAUUUGGUAUAUAGUCCACUGCAUUAAUCGCUGCAUAUUAAUUUUGUAUAGAUUGCUUUUAAUUAUUAAAUAGCGUAAUGUGUUAAAUAACUGUUUAUUAAUUUCAUAUCAAAUAGCGUAAUAUGUUGAAGAAUCAUUUGUUAAUUUCAUGCAUACAGCAUGAUGUGUUGAAGAAUCGUUUGUUAAUUGAAUGACAAUAGCGUGAAUACUGAAGCACGUUAAUUUCGUACUUACUUCGAUGCAUUCUUUAUGGCCUCUGUCAGCUUGUCUCGGACCCUGAAAGGAAAAAACCAGCAUUGUUCAACUGACUCUCAUCUAAUCAUAAUUAUUAAUUCUUUUUCUGUCAGCUUGUUUCAGACCUUGAAAGGAAAAAACCAGCAUUGUUCAACUGACUCUCAUCUAAUCAUAAUAAUUCUUUUUCUGUCAGCUUGUUUCAGACCUUGAAAGGAAAAAACCAGCAUUGUUCAACUGACUCUCCUCUAAUCAUAAUCUUCAUCUCAUUUGAUACUUGUCUCCUUUAUUCCUAACACAGUUCAGAUCUAUUUAUUCCUAAUGAAACUAGGCUUAUGAGGUGAUGCUAGGUAGGGUCUUUCAAAAUUACAAUGGUGGCCGCAUUUCAAGGCAGGGUGGAUUUUCUUAUCACAACUACUAUAAGGUCAUUCUAAGAAAUCAAUUUCAAUUUUGAAAACACAUGAAAGCACGACACUUCAUGCUGGCAGACUUCAUGCAGCACAUUAGCAAAUCAUUAGUUUCAUGAAAAGUAAGCGAGUGUGAAGCAUCACUCAAUGUUUACACAUUCAUGUAUUUUCAAAAAUAAAAAUUAUUUUUGAUA